This is a messenger RNA of Penicillium malachiteum, 1788 nucleotides long. RefSeq lists its product as uncharacterized. Lineage: Eukaryota; Fungi; Ascomycota; Eurotiomycetes; Eurotiales; Aspergillaceae. Bases 1 to 1788 code for a protein of 595 amino acids. The record is from RefSeq and is a predicted model, not a curated record. The transcript is spliced from 7 exons. Gene Ontology annotation, molecular function: dipeptidyl-peptidase activity.
AUGGCGACCCGUAUAGGUGAUACCGAUAUCAUUUUUGGCGACAGUCGUCAGCCGAAAGCCCUUCCGCUGUCCCAUCCAAAGGCAAGGUGGGGCGAGUUCGGUCGUGAAACGAAGGUGCUUCCCAAGGGUUAUGUGAGACGCAGAGGGUGCCUUCCCUUACCCUGUGACAUUUUGUUUGAUCGUGAUAUUCCAAUUAAGCUGCGUGAUGGCACCACGGUCUACAUAGACAUCUAUAGGCCUCCGGGUGACGUGAAAAAAUGCCCAGCUAUUCUGGCAUGGUCUCCGUAUGGCAAACAGGGAGGGCGCGGAAACCAAGUUCUCGACGACUUUCCAUUUCGUAUGGGUGUACCUCUGAGAAAGCUCUCGGAACUCCAGAAAUGGGAGGCACCAGAUCCGGGAUAUUGGGUUCAGUAUGGAUAUGCAGUUGCAAACGUUGACCCUAGAGGCGUUGGCAAAAGUGAAGGUGACAUUUAUUCAUUUGGGUCUCAAGAGGGUCGUGAUGGAGCAGAUGUUGUUGAUUGGAUUGGUGAGCAACCAUGGUGCUCGGGCAAAGUUUCCCUCAGUGGAAACUCGUAUCUCUCAAUCUCUCAGUGGUACAUCGCAGCCGAGAAUCCCAAAUACCUUGCAGCGAUCGCUCCGUGGGAAGGCUUCUCAGACCUUUACAGGGAAGGGAUAGCUUUAGGUGGCGUCUUCACUGAACCCGCCAUGAAUUUCAAUCUUCAAAUCCUCCAAGUCAAUGCGGGAGAAAACUCAUGGGAGAAUACCGCGCAGAUGGCGAUUGAUCAUAAGAUUUUUGGCGCUUAUCAUGAUGAUAAACGGGCCAAAAUCGAGAACAUCAAUGUCCCCUCUUACGUCGUUGCAAGUUGGUCAAAUCCAAUUCACACUUUUGGAACGUUCUGUGGCUACAUGAAACUGAGAUCUCCUAAGUGGCUUCGAGUACAUGAUACUUGGGAAUGGCCCGAUUAUUAUGAGGAAGAAAAUCGGGGAAUUGAUAAUGGAUGGGAACAUACUCCAAAAAUCCGGGCAAAGAUUUUAGACACAGCCAAGCCGUUGCCCAAAACCGGAGUGGACAGGACAUUUACAGCAUUCCCGCCACCAGAGGCUGCUCCUUUCAAACUUUUCCUCGACUUAUCGGACAAUAGCCUGUCUCCUGUUUACCCACAAUCGUGCCAGGGAAGCUAUUCCGCCAAUAAAGGAGGACUUUCUUUUUCAUAUACAUUCCCUAAGGCGGUAGUUCUAUGUGGCCUUAUUGAUAUGUCACUAGCCGUAUCGCUAGACGGAGCUUCGGAUACCGAUGUUUUUAUCACAUUUGAAAAAGUGACCAAAACCGGCGCUGUUGGUAAACAGCUCAAAAUUCCAUACGAAAAGUCCUACCAGUCAUACCUGAUUCGAGCAGCAAAUUGCUCUGGACUUGCCCCAGAUACCGAUGUACUUUUCUACAAAGGUCCCGUGGGUCAGAUUCGUCUAUCUCGACGAAUGCUCGAGAAAGAGCAUGCGGUUCCCGGCUUCAAAAUGAGUGAUAUGAAGCAGUACAAUCCGGUACAAGAUGGCGAGAUUGUUAUUCUUCAACCACCGUUGACUCCAAUUGGAAUGGAAUUUUCAGCCGGUGAAGCUCUUCGGGUUCAUGUAUCAGGCGUCAACACCUCAGUAUUCCCUCCAAUCGACCAAGGCACAUUAACUGUACAGGGGUUGGAGAAUUUGAAUAAAGAUGGUGUCGUCACUGUCCAUUGCGGAUCGAAUAGCGAAGGGGACUCAUACAUAACCUUGCCCAUUUUGAGUGACAGUUGA